Molecule: messenger RNA, 1914 nt
Organism: Saxophila tyrrhenica
Lineage: Eukaryota; Fungi; Ascomycota; Dothideomycetes; Mycosphaerellales; Extremaceae
Exons: 5
Coding region: 1-1914 (637 amino acids)
Biological process (GO): carbohydrate metabolic process
Molecular function (GO): hydrolase activity, hydrolyzing O-glycosyl compounds
Source: RefSeq, a predicted model, not a curated record
AUGAAGACCUCCGCCAGUCUCUCCUCGCUGCUGCUCGCAACAACUACAUCAGCUGUCCACAUCCCCCGCCACGCCAACACCACCGAAUACUCCGUGAAGACACCACCCUUAGACACGCCGUGGACCUACGAAGUCGGCACGAACCCAUGGCCCGAGUACCCUCGUCCGCUGCUCGAGCGCUCGCAGUGGAAGAACCUGAACGGCGUCUGGAGACAUCAGAAUGUCUCGAGUCUGGAUGCGGUGAACAGCCCUCCGGUUGGCCAGACGCUGGAGAAUGCCGUGCUGGUGCCUUCGUGUUUGGAGAGCGGGUUGAGUGGCGUGCAAGGCGAGUAUAUGCUUUACAAUUGGUACUCGACCGAGUUCACGGUGCCUUCGGACUGGACUGGUGAGAAUGUGCUGCUGAAUUUCGGGGCAGUGGACUAUGAGGCCACGGUGUUUGUUAAUGGGAAGAAGGCCGGCUUUAAUCGUGGAGGGUACUUUGCUUUUACGUUGGACAUCACCAGCUACUUGACUAGUGGGACGAAUGAGCUGCUGGUCUUCGCCCACGACCCAACGGACAGCGAUCCAUACGUGAUCCCUAUUGGCAAGCAGACGUUGAACCCGUCCCAUAUCUUCUACCGACCAUGCUCUGGUAUCUGGCAAAGUGUGUGGAUCGAGUCGGCUCCGGCGAACUACAUCACUGAACUUAACCUCAAUGCGGACAUGAAUGGCAAAGUGAGCGGCUCCAUCACAACAUCUACCAACACCAGCACCUCCGUCGAGAUGACUUUCACCCCUCGAGGCGGCUCCGGAAGCAGCGCAACGCACAAGUGCACGAGCGGAGACUUCUCUUUCACCAUCGACUCGCCGCAACUGUGGUCUCACGAGUCCCCCAAUCUGUACGACAUCGAUAUCAAAGUCGGUCAAGAUCAGGUCAAGUCCUACACUGGCUUCAGGACGGUCAGUCGCGGGGUGAUUGAUGGUGUUGAGCGUCCAUUGCUCAAUGGCGAGUUCGUCUUCUUCAUGGGCACGCUCGACCAGGGGUAUUGGCCCGAUGGGCUUUACACCCCGCCGAGUUAUGAGGCUAUGACUUAUGAUCUCAAGACGUUGAAGAAGAUUGGGUAUAAUGGGUUGAGGAAACAUAUCAAAGUCGAAACCGAUCUCUUCUACAAGGCCUGCGACGAAAUGGGCCUGCUCCUGAUCCAAGACAUGCCCUCUCUCCGCCCCUCCCAAACCCGAACCCUCAAAGACUGCACCGAAGAGACCAUCCUGCCCAACAACGCCCAGCAAGCCGAGUUCCAACGCCAGCUCCAGGUUUUGAUCAAACAAUUCCGCAACUACCCCUCCAUCAUCACAUGGGUCAUCUACAACGAAGGCUGGGGCCAAAUCACUGACCCUCCAUACCCAGAGUUCGGCCUCACCGACUUAGUCUUGCAACUCGACCCUACCCGCCUCAUCGACGCCACGACAGGAUGGUACGACCAUGGCGCCGGCGACUACUCGGAUAACCACCACUACGCGAACCCGCAAUGCGGCUCGCCGUUCUACUCCAUCCAAUCGUCGCCCUACGACCCCUCACGCAUCGGCUUCCAAGGCGAGUUCGGCGGCAUCGGCAACAACGUCAGCAUCGAGCACCUCUGGAACGUGCAAGAAGCGAUCGAUACGAUUAAUCAGACGUACGAGAUCGAUACGACGCUUGCGGCGUGGAACUACCGCGGGCAUGAGUUGUUGGGCGAGUUGCGGUAUCAGGUGCAGGAGUAUGCGUGCAGUGGGGCGGUGUGGACGCAGACGACGGAUGUGGAGGGGGAGGUGAAUGGGAUGUUGACUUAUGAUCGGAGGUUCUUGAGGCCGGAUCUUGCGCAGUGGAAUGCUGAUUUUGGUGCGAUUUAUGAUGCUGCGGCGGGGAGGUCGAAUUCGAGUAUGAAGCUGUUCUAG